Laetiporus sulphureus 93-53 is the source of this 1026-nucleotide messenger RNA. RefSeq lists its product as uncharacterized. NCBI's taxonomy places the organism in Eukaryota, Fungi, Basidiomycota, Agaricomycetes, Polyporales, Laetiporaceae. The coding region runs from base 1 to 1026 and encodes 341 amino acids. The record is from RefSeq and is a predicted model, not a curated record. The transcript is spliced from 8 exons.
AUGGGAGAGGUCGGUCUCAUACCCGCAAACCUUGCGACAGUCUGCAUAGAAAGCUUUUUCUAUGGCAUCUUCUUCACUCUCUCUACGGUUUCUUUCUAUCUCUUAUACCGACGACAGAAAGGUUUGGGAGCAUGGGAGGGUGGAGGACGAAGCCAAUCUGACUCUCGGUCUCGGAAUGCAAUCACAAUCCUCUUGGUUUCCAGCGCGCUUAUAUUUUUCUCCAACACUGUCCACUGGACUGCAGCCGUUGCGCGGCCGUUUGAAGCCUUCGUAUACUACAAAGGUGGCAAUGCACCAUUGGACUUUUACGCCGACCUGUCGCAGCCAACAGAAGUUGUUCAAAGUGCCGCAACAAUAUUCACAAUCGUAGUCUAUGAUGCAAUGAUUAUAUACCGCCUUUGGAUCGUGUGGGCAUUCAACAAACGAGUAGUCAUGUUUCCGCUCUGCACACUGGUUGGCUUAACCGUCUGCGGUGUCGGUACCGUGUACCAGAUGACGACAUUCCGUCUCGGCGAAAACGUCUUCGUCACUGCUCUGGGUCGCUGGCUUAAUAGCAGCUGUGCGUUCUCGCUUUGCACCAAUGUGUACAGCACAACUAUGAUCGCAUGGCGUAUUUGGAGAAUAAACUCAGCUAUCGUAGGCUAUAGACAUGACAGUCUGAUGUCUGUCAUGGCUACAGUCGUCGAAAGUGCUGUGCUCUACACGAUAUGGACUAUCUUCUUCCUGGUCACUUACGAGACUCAAUCCAACUUGCAAUUCGUGACCAACGAGACGUUGCCUUUCGUCGCUGGCAUAUCCUUCAUGCUCAUCAACGUACGCGUUGGCAUGGGAUGGGCUCAGAAUGGAACGGCCACAACUUCGACGUUUGUAGACACUUCAGGCACAUCAGCCAGUGGCAAUCAGUCGUUCGCGAUGAGGCCUUUGGCAGUCAAUAUCACGUCCACUGUACACAAGGAUCACGAGUCUGAUGAUGUUCCUGUCAAGUAUUUCUCUCAUGGGUCUUCUGAUCUCAUGUCAGCUGCUUAA